Messenger RNA from Corythoichthys intestinalis (scribbled pipefish), 8005 nucleotides. It is a transcript of the gene wdr81, whose product is annotated as WD repeat domain 81. Gene Ontology annotation, biological process: aggrephagy. NCBI's taxonomy places the organism in Eukaryota, Metazoa, Chordata, Actinopteri, Syngnathiformes, Syngnathidae. The coding region runs from base 332 to 6499 and encodes 2055 amino acids. The record is from RefSeq and is a predicted model, not a curated record. Gene Ontology annotation, molecular function: phosphatidylinositol 3-kinase regulator activity; protein binding. Gene Ontology annotation, cellular component: mitochondrion. The transcript is spliced from 12 exons.
CAAACAUGGCUCCCGAUUCGCUUCCAGUCAGUACUACUCCGACGAGUUGGUUACAGUCUACCCGCUGACACGCAUCUCUUCACAGCAGCAGGAGGAACAGACCCGCAUCUUUCAUCAACCUGGGCUCAUUUUAGGACCCAACAUGUAAAAGAUUCUUAAUGCUGAAGUUUGAAGCGAUUAUUCGCUGUUAGCUCAACGCUAGCUGGCGAGUUCAGCGGAACUGUCACUGGCAUGCGUAGGACGCCAUUAAAUGUGCACUCGUGGUUAAAGACAACCACCGCCGCCUAUAUGUCAUUAUAGCUUGACAUUUUGCUGCUGUGAGCACGUCGCAAUGGAUUGGCUGGCACGUGCGGUGGAAAAAGACCUGGGGAUUGACCGACGGCAAAUGGGUGCCGGUCCGCGUGCCCAGGAACUUAUCGCUCUGGUCCCCACGCGCUGGCUGUCAGCCCUGCGGGAGAAGAAGCUUGUGCGCUUUGUCCGAUGGGAAAGCAUCAGUGAAAUGGAAAUCCGUACAUACCUCCAGUGCUCCCAGGCUAAGUUGCCGCCUGGGCUGACACGGGUGUGUGUGCAGGGUUUAAGAAAAAGCAAGCUUGGCUACAGGCUAGUCCGAGACCCAUGUCUUCAACCAAAUGACUCAACAACAACGGAAUCCUACGUUAGCACCAUGCAGCAUGUGUCACUGCAUAAUGUCAGGAAUCUGUGGCGUGAAGCCUACUCCAGACUUGUGCGGCCAUAUGCCGGAGCUAGUGAGCAGAUGCACCUUGCUGCCGUGGAUGCAGUUCGCCAUGCGCUCCAAAAGCUCUUCAACACCUCAUUCAUCUCUUGUGAGAAGCUUUCACCAUCUCCCUCCCCAGCUAGAGAGAGAGAACAUUUCUCUCCUUCGGCCGCGUUUGCUUUUACCAAGCCAAACCAGGACCAUUUAUGUCCAAAUGUUCUCCCAGCAGAGUGUCUGCUGGAGACUGCGGAGAUGCUAUAUGUGGUUCUUCCUUACACGCAGUAUUCACUCCAUGACAUUGUCUCCUUCAGUCCAGCUAAGCUUGCCAACAGUCAUGCCAAAGUGUUGUUUAUAAUCUACCAGUUGCUAACAGCCAUCCAGGCGUGCCAUGCCUCAGGUCUGUCCUGUGGGGACCUAUCCCUGUCGGACAUAGCGGUGGACGAGCAGCUCUGUAGCUGUCUUAAACUCAACCUCGCCCAUUAUGAGGAUCUGGGGGCUCCGAGCAGCGACUGUACCGCAAGUCAGGCACCAGAAAGCAUCUCGACAAGAGUUGCCUUUUGUUCAAGCCCAGAGAACAAAAUGUUUUGCAAUGACUGCUUUCAUGAGCUCAAAACUUUAGUCCUUGACUGGGUUCAUGGACGGGUAAGCAACUUUUGUUAUUUGAUGGAGCUAAACAGGUUAGCGGGGCGACGAGAAGGCGACCCAAAUUACCAUCCGGUGCUGCCAUGGGUGGUGGAUUUCACAGUGCCAUUUGGAAAAUUCCGGGACCUCCGAAGGUCCAAGUUCAGACUUAACAAGGGGGAUAAACAGCUCGACUUCACUUAUGAGAUGACCAAAGAGGCGUUGGCGGCAGUAGGCAGUGGUAUAGGGGGAGUUGGUGUUGGGGGGGACUUGAGUGGGUCAGUCAGUGCCAGUGGGGCCGGACAGCCAGACCACCUCCAUGUACCUCAUCACAUAUCCGACGUUCUGUCAGACAUUACGUACUACGUCUACAAAGCCCGACAGACACCCAAAUCGGUGCUGUGCAGCCACGUGAGGUCCCAGUGGGAGCCUAACGAAUACCCCUCCAGUAUGGAACGAAUGCAGAGCUGGACCCCCGAUGAGUGUAUCCCUGAGUUUUAUACAGAUCCCUCUAUUUUCCGCUCAAUACACCCUGACAUGCCAGACCUGGAUGUGCCACCCUGGUGCAAGUCCUGUGAGGAGUUUAUUGAGGUCCAUCAACGUCUCCUGGAGAGCAGGGAGGUGUCUCAGAAUCUACACCACUGGAUUGACCUUAAUUUUGGCUUCAAACUUUCUGGCAAAGAUGCAGUCAAAGCCAAGAAUGUAUGCUUGCACCUUGUGGAUAACCACACCCAUCUGACCACUUAUGGUGUGGUCCAAUUGUUUGACCAGCCCCACCCACCUCGUUUAUCCCCUUCCCAGUAUGCUCCGGCAGAACCUCCUAUCCUCAGUCUUGCUGUUCUUGACGUGCCUUCUCUACACAUUCCACAAAUUGACUUGGCGGCUGACUCUGUGAAUGGAAUGGUGCCUGAGUCCAUGGGGUGUGAAUCCAGCAGUUGGACCAUGGUAGACAGAGAUGAAGAGCUUGAACAAGGUACUGAAGCCCUUGACUCAUUAAUGUCAGCAGGGUCAUCCAACUCUGCUAGUUGUGCUGGUCAACUGCCAAAUAUUAAUACAACAGGAGGGAAGAUUGGGGAUGCAGCACUUGUAUCUCAGGCCCAAAGUUCCUUCUCUGGUGAUUGCUCAAGCUCUGGUUUACGCAGUGCUGUGCUCCAAAGAGGUGGACUGGGGAACAAAAGGCAAGGAGAGGGAAGCGUGACCAUGACGAAUACAGCGGACAUAAAGAUCAUUCUCCCCGAGGGCUUCAACCCGCUCCAACCUUUGGAAGAGCUGGAGAAGUUAAAAAAUUUCCUGGUCAAAAGUCUGCAUGCCCAAGGUUCUUAUACUGAUGCCUCUGAGUGUGAGCUUUCAAUGAUUGAAACAUCAUUGUCUCUUACCAGGCUCUACCAAAGAGAUAUGCAGGCCCUUGGCGUCCUUAUUGCCGAAAUAUUUUACUCCUCCAAAAUCAGAGGCUUAAAAUCUGAUGCCACUCUCCAACAACGUUUCCACGCUGUGCUAAAAUUGUGCUCAGUUGGCUUCCGGGACAUUCCACUCUCUUUGCAUCACGCACUUGAGAAACUGCUGCAAAUUGAUAAUCACUCUGGAGUAGCACAAAGAGAAACAGGUCGGUGUCAGCGGCCACUUCUUUUCGACUAUGAUCCCAUCUGUGCAGGCCUGCCUGCUCCUAACCCUUCCCAGUUACUGAACCUAUUCAUUACUCCUUUUCCUUUCCCUUCCUACUUUGCUGCUCUUCAUCGCUUUAUUUUCUCUUACCACAGCAAGAUGGAGACUAUUUGUAGCCUUCAAGGAAGGGAAGUCGUUUUUCAACUGUGGCAACAAUUAGAAACACUACUACGAGCCAACGUCACAGCGGAAGGCCUUGAGAUACUCUUACCUUUCAUCUUGGCUCUCAUGCUUGAUGAGUCCACUGCCGUCUACGCGGCCUGGUAUAUGUUUGAGCCCAUCUCGAGAGUUCUGGGUCCCAGAAACGCGAACAAGUACCUUUUAAAGCCACUGGUCAAUGUCUAUGAAAAUCCCAACUGCCUGCGAGGACGUUUCUAUCUCUACACUGACUGUUUCGUCCUGCAGCUGAUAGUAAGACUUGGACUUCAGGCUUUCUUAUCUAACUUGCUUCCACAUGUUCUGUUGGUCCUUACCGGCUUUGAAAGCCGGACCUCCGACUCUGCCGGAGAACCUUGUAAAGGGAUGCAGAGUGCUUCUUGUACUCUGGGAGAGGAGGAGGAAGAGCGCUUUCAGGCGGGCGAUGUUCACCCUUCAACUGGAUCUGUUAGUGGGAACAUGGGCUGUGUCAGUGGUGCGAGUGGAGGUGUUGGGGUGGUUGGGGACACUGGUUUGGUUGACUAUUCCUCCGGCAUCAGUCUCAAUGACCAGGUUUUUCUCUCAGAGGCUGAAGACUUUCAGAAUGAAUUUUAUGUUAACAGCGCAGGGGGAGACAGCGGAAAACAGCCAGACCAUAACUCCGCUGCCAAGGACCAAGACCAUGAGUCUUUGAGUGUGGGAAAGCUUAGCGAUAAAAGCAGCGCUAGCGAACUCUCAUUAGGCGAUGGGGACUCCAUGCGAGAUCGAGCCAGUCUUAAAUCGGCUGACAGCAACCAGGAUCUAAAACUAGCCAGCGAAGGGGAGGAGGGAGCAGAGCUGGAUGAAGAGGAGGCAACGGAUGCUAAUGAUUGUAAAGUGGAAGCAGACGACCUUUCCACCACCAAGCAGGAGCUGUCUUUCUCUGCUUGCACAGAGGCUUCGGUAGCUACUGUUUCCACUCUACAGAGUGAGUUCAUGAAUGGAAUGGGACUGGAAGGGAGUGAGAAAGGGAUUAUGGAGGAGCAGGAAGAAGAGGGGGACCAGGAUCCUUCAGAGGAAUCACGCGCAAAGGAGCAAAAAAUCCUUCUAGAUACUGUCUGCAAAACCAUUCGGUGGCUCUCUGCCAAACUUGGACCGACAGUGACGUCUCGAUUUGUGGCCAGGAACCUACUACGAUUACUAACAAAUUGCUACAUCGGUCCAGAAAGCCAUUAUUUUAUAACUCCAAGCCCAGAAGAGAGUACUCUUGAGAGUGUGGGAAUGGGAAGCAUUUAUGAGAAGAGACCUGUGGUGGGCGACCAGACCGCUGCACCUGUACUGGACUGUCUCAUUUACAUUGCUCAACUUUAUGGUGAACCAGUCCUUACCUAUCAGUACCUACCCUACAUAGGAUAUCUGGUGUCUCCGCCAUCCUCGCAGCGUCUCAACACACGCAAGGAGGCCAGUUUGCUCGGCGCUGUUGCACUUACGCAGAAGAUAGUGGUCUUUCUCUCUGACACCACACUUAUGGACAUACUCAUGAAAAUUAACCAAGAUGUGCUAUUACCUCUCCUCGACCUGCUCACCAAUCCUCACAUGGGGUUCCCCAGUGGGGGGCAGACUCGCACCGUGGUGUGUCUCAAGACACUCAGCCUGAUGGCUCUCAUCUGCCUGCGCAUUGGAAGAGAGAUGGUGCAGCAGCACAUGGCCGACACGUUGCGCCGGUUCUUUGCCGUUUUCUCCCUGCUGCACUGUCUGCGGCCUCAGAUGGAGAGUGCGCCACGACGAGUUGUAGGGGAGGUCACAGUUGUGGUUGUUAGCACGCCUGAAGAGCCCAGUGUGACUUAUGAGUUGUCCAUCCUUGAGGAACUGCAAUCAGUGUUCAGCACAGAGAUGGCGCAUGCCUCAUACAUCCCAUUUUACUGUCUAAUUGGUGAUAUGGCAAUCCGGAAACUAGUUCCCAACCAUGAGCUGAUCUGGCAGUUGGCCUCCUCGUACCAUCAAAGCGUGAGUCACACAGCGUCAAGUAUAGACAUGCCUCCAUCCUCUUCUUUUGGUCCACGCAAGCCGGCAUGUUAUGGCCCCUUCCCCUCACCAUCUACGAGCUCCACCCCACUUGGGGACCCCCUCCCUGAGUCAGGAACCUUCGGGAGCCGUUUAGUAGGAAACCGAAUCCAGGUGUCCAGGGACUCGUACUUCGGUGGUAGUCCUAAUAUGACUUUAGGUGGCUCUUGGGGACAAACCAAUCAUAUCACCACCACCAUUAGCACCCCCUCUACUGUCAAUACUCCGUCCAUCAGUGCACUCCCUUUCUCCUCAUCCUGGGUAACGGGUCCCCCUCUGGAGGAUAGUGCCCUGAAGCAGGAGCUGGCUCGCAGUGGACGCUCCUUGCAGGGCAACUGGCUGGCCUACUGGCAAUACGAAAUUGGUCUAAACCAACAAGAUCCUCAUUUCCACUUUCAUCAGAUCCGUCUGCAAAGCUUCCCUGGUCACUCUGGUGCGACCAAAUGUUUGGCAUCGUUAGCAGGAGAGGAUUACUUCCUUUCUGGGGGUAAAGAUAAAACUGUGAAGCUGUGGCCCCUCUAUAAUCAUGGCGAUGGCACACAGGAAAUUGAGCCCAGGCUAACAUAUACAGACCAUAAGAAGUCUGUAUUCUAUGUUGGACAACUGGAAGCCUCACAGGAGGUGGUUAGCUGCGACGGAACGGUACACCUUUGGGACCAGUAUACUGGGAGACGGAUCCGCUCGUAUGAAGCAGUGGAUGGAAAGAAUCCAAUUACAGCCGUCACCACCAUGCCUGCUCCACACUGCAGCGUCGUGUUCGGAAGCGCAGACUCAGUCCUCCGCUUCAUUGAUCCUCGCAAACCGGGGCUGCAGCAUGAAUUUCGGCUGGCGUACAACAACUUAAGUGCCGGGCUGAUCCGAUACCUGGCUGUCAGCCCAACGGGACGCACUGUAGCAGCAGGGUUCUCGUCUGGGUUCAUCGUUAUGCUUGAUGCGCGCACAGGACUGGUUCUAAGAGGCUGGCCUGCUCACGAGGGAGACAUCCUCCAAAUGAAGGCGACAGAAGGCAACUUGGUAAUCAGCUCAUCCACCGACUACACCCUCGCCGUGUGGAAAGACCUAGAACACAAGCCCCUCCGCCAGUACAAGUUGCAGUCGGACCCUGUCCACGCGCUGGAUUUCUACGGCUCUGAGAUCGUGACGGGCACCAUGGCCAACAAGGUGGGCGUGUACUCGAUGGCGGACAUCUCACUGAGCCCCAUCAGCAGUACCAAACUGAGCACCGAGAACUUCCGCGGUACGCUCACCAGCCUGGCUGUGCUGCCCACCAAGAGGCUCCUGCUGCUGGGCUCGGACAAUGGAGCCAUCCGCUUACUUGCUUGAUUAUCAAUGAGUUACCUGAACAAGCACCUCUCUAUAGAAAAUAUUCACUUAUAACAAGUCUUGUUCAUUUUUAAAAGCAUUUUGGGCAUCAGAUGAUUCUAUCUUAAUUAUAUUAGGACCUGUUCCAAAGGACUUGCUCAGGGACCACAUUUGUUGUCUCUUUCCAAAGGGGGUUGGCAAACUACAGCCCGUGGACAAUAUGCAGCCUGUGAGAGCAUUGGAUGCAAUUCUAAACACAAAUAAAACCUCAGAGGAAAUAUUUAAAAACAAACAAACAAAAAAGAAGCCCCAAAAUUAUAUAACCCACUAAUGCUUAUUAUGUAACGAAUAAUGAAUUAUACACAAUUCAAUCAUGUUUUUGUCAUAUAUUUCGUAUAGCCCACAAUUGAUAUUGGCACAUUUACCCACACAAAAAAGCAAGUUUUACUUUCCCUUUAAUGUAUGUCCAAUGCAAUGAUUAAACUAUGCAGUACCUGUUGAUCAAAUCUUCAUUUUGUGUGAUAUUAGGUUGUCUUUUGUUAAUAGGGAAAAAAUGUAUAGUCUGCCUUGUGCAGCCUCUAAAAGUGCAGUCACAUAAGCAUUUGAAUUGAAAGGCAGAUUUUAAUCCACUUUUUUGUGUGUUUUCUGAAUAGUAUUGACCGCCAAGAUUUUGUACUCUUAACAUUUUUAUGAAAAGACAUACAGUAUAUCAUUCAUUAAAGGUUAAUUCUUGCACAGAAAAUUCUCUGUUCACUCUUAAUACUGUCUGGGGUUCACUUCAAAGCUUUCUUUGUGUGCUUGACCUGCCUAUUGUAUUUUUCUAAUGUCAGUGUACUGUUUUCCACUCUUGCUGAAGGUCAGUAAUCAUGAAUUCACCCAGUUGUGUGUUUUAAAGUCACAUUAGUAGUUGCGUAUUGACGGAGAAGUAACUGAUAACUUAUUAUUAUUUCGGUAAAUUAAAAGCCUCAAUGUGCUGUUUGUGUAUGUCAAUUAUUCCCACUCAGGCUGAAUCAUUGGACAAAGUCCUCCGCCAUAUUUGCAGAGAUGAAUCACGUGUUCCAUUAUAUCGAUACUACAUAAAUAGGACAUGUACUAAUUGAGAAAUGGAUAUCAUGACCAUUAAAUGAAAUCGAGUGUUCCCUUCUGUUCACGGAGUACCCAGUCAUUUCUAGGAAAAAUCCAAUGUGAUUCAACAUGUUUGUUCCAACGCAAUAAAAGCCUGCGUUUUAUUUAGUUUACCAUUUGAGCUGUCGCAUUUCAGAGGAAGAGACAAAAAGAUAAUACGAUUUGGACUGAAUAUUGGUCAUCUACUUUAAGUCUGUGAUGCUUAGAUAUUUAACUGCACAGGGCUAAGAGUGCUGCAUUUACAAACAAAUACACUCAAAUGAGGCCCCAAUCAAUGGAGGUUGAUCUUUAACCAAAUGCUGUGCGAUUGCCAAUCUUUGACUCUCAGGAAUUCUGCCAUCCACACUCAGUCGCUCUUUUUUUUGGUCAAGACGCCAGCUUUUUUUUUUUUUUUUUUAAAUA